UGUAGUCAGGCAGACAUAACAAAGUCGUCCAAUCACAAAAAAAUCUGAAAGGCGAUUUUUGCUGUAUCUUGGCUCAGAUGGUGGAUCUCAGAUCGGGUUAGUUGGUCCAGAUGUCGGAGGACCAGCCGGUCGAGGCCUCCCUCCGGGGGGAGGCGGGUCUGGAGGCUGGGGAGGGCGACACGGAGCCCAGCAUGCUGCUGCAGAAGCUCAAGAGCAACAUCUCGAAGAGUGUUCAGACCAAAGUGGAUCAGAUCCUGCAAGAAGUUCAGCGUUUCUCCGACAACGACAAGCUGUACCUGUACCUCCAGCUGCCCUCGGGACCCGGCGCCGGAGACAAGAGGUCACACCUGUUCACCUGUCAGACACCAAAUCCAACAGGAAUACAGAUUGGUGGGGACUCCAGUUCGUUCAACACAGCCGACCAGCUUCACACCUGUAACUGGAUCCGCAGUCACCUGGAAGAACAUUCAGACACCUGCCUACCAAAACAAGACGUCUACGAGACAUACAGGAGAUAUUGUGACAACCUGCAGCAUCGUCCUUUGAGCGCCGCCAACUUCGGGAAGAUCAUCAGAGACAUUUUCCCAAACAUCAAAGCACGACGGCUCGGAGGCAGAGGACAGUCCAAAUACUGUUACAGCGGCAUCAGGAGGAAGACUGUUCUCAACAUGCCACUACUGCCCAACCUGGACCUGAAGAACGACCCGGCCGAGCUGACUGAGCUGGUUCAGACGUACAAACAGGAGGUAACGGAGGCGGCGUGCGAGCUGAUCUGUGACUGGGCCCAGAAGAUCCUGAAGCGUUCAUUCGACACGGUGGUGGAGAUCGCUCGUUACCUGAUCCAGGAACACAUCGUGAACCCUCGCUGUAGUCAGGCCGAGCUCGUCACGUCUGCAGCCCUCGCAGGAGGUCCGGCCAAAACACACAAAGUCAUCAAGAAAACGCCGGCCGUCCAUAAACCUGAGAGCGACGCUGAGCAGAAGAAGGAGAACCUCGGAGACCUGAAGCAGCCGUCAGCAGACAAAUCAGCUGCAGCCAAACCUUCAUCCCUGGAAGCUCUGCCUCCUCCCUCCUCCUCCUCCUCUCUGCGUCCUGCUGUGGAAGCCUUCAUGAAGCAGUUACCCAGAAUCCUCCCUCGCAGCUCCAUCCCUGACAAGACGCAGCUCUCUGUCCGCUCCUCUCCGCCGUCAUUGGCUCCAAAAGACGCCUCAGGUGUGGGUGGAGCAUCUGGACCAGGAGGCCCUGCUGCCGCUGCUGCUGCCAGUGGUGGUGGAGUCAAGGUUAUCGCCAUGGCGACAUUACCACAGCAGCAGGGUGCUCCUGUCCCCUUGAUGAUUCUGCCUCAGGGAUGUCUCUAUGAGAGGGAGAAGGUGGCCCCCCCUCCUGCAGCCCCCACCUCAGUGGUACAGAAAGCACGAGGAAACACGAGUAAGCGCCCCUUGGAGUUAGCGUCAGGCGGCGGCGCUGUCGGCCUUUCUGGAGGCUCUGCUUCCAACACUCCUCCUGUGAAACGGAAACGCGGACGACCAAGAAAACCUCGACCAGAGGACGCUUUUCCGCCGCCUCGUCCUCCUCCUCCACAGCCUCACCCUCCUCCUCAUCCCUCCCACCCUCCCAUCAUCACCUCCCUCACGGGUGGGGUCAUACAGAAAGCUUCCUCCUCCUCGCAGCCCGUGCUGGAGCUGGUGAUUCAGGACCAGUCCAGUCUGGUUCUGAGCCACCUUCCAGCGGACCCAGCUCACAGGCUGGUGGAGCACCGUGGGGUAGUGGUCCAGUGUCAGCCAGGAGGGGCGGGUGAGCCAGACCACCACAACAGGCCCCUACUGCUGUUCCAGAGUCCAGGAAACCCCAGCUGGGAGCUGGCGGCGUCAAGCCGGACCCCGAUGGUUGAGGUCAUCCAGAAAGCUCCGAGACCGAGCAAUAACAGCGCUGCUACAGCGGCAGCACACCUCCAUCCUCACACCGCUCUUCCUCUGCCCACGCUGCACGAGGAGCGGGGGGAGGUAGAGAUCACGCUGACGCCGCUAGAGCUGCCUUCCUCCUCCACCUCCUCUCCCCCACCUGCUCCUGCCUCCUCUGUCACAGUAAAGACUGAGGAGGACCACAUCUCCUCACAAAGAGAGGGACACUAGCUGUUACCUCACCUACAGCCAAGCCCCGCCCCCUCAAAUCCCAUUCACCUCCUCCUUAUUGGUUGAAAUCCCAGAUUGGCCGCAGCAGAGAGCCGGUCAGGAGGAUAAAUGAAGCCAAAAUUCCCUUCAUCAGCUCCCAUUGCACUUCUAAACAGACGCUUUACAAACCUGCAUGUCUGUUUGUCCGUCUGUCAGUGGAGGGUCAGGAGAGCUGCUCCUCAGAUCCCCGGGCCCCAUUUAAACCUUCCUUCCCUCCUUGCAUCCUUGUUUCCUUAAUCCUUAGAUUAUUCCUUUUCUGUGCUGAGGGAUGGUUUUCAGCUGCAUCACCUUUACAGCCUCCAAUCAGCUGAUUCAUGGAGAAGAAACAGUAAUGACUUUGAAGAGGAUAGAUACUGAAGGUACUACGGGUCAGAGCCUUGUGAAGGUUCUUUGUGUUAUAUAUGAAAAAUCACCUUUUUAACAGAGUUCAGCCUCGACUCACCUUCAAUUCAACUCAUGUAUAAAAAUGAUUUCAGGAUGUGGGGGUUAGAGGGAUAGAAAUGGAAGUCUAAUAACUGAAUCUAAAGUCUGGUGCAGCUGAGGACCAAGUCCUGCUUUGUCUCCAGGAAGUGGUUUUCAGUUUAACUUUUGAUUUGAGGUGAAUCGCAGCUGGACUCUGGGUUUCUCUGUUCUGAACAGAUUUGUUUUGUUGUGUUUGUGACAGUGUUGGUGUCGUUCAUGUGUGUGUGUGAGACAGGGAGGACAACACACUCAAUUUCAAGGCUUUAAAUAUCUAUUCACCAGAGAUGGGUCAUGAAAUAAAGAGAGUCAAAGUAAAACUAGUGUGAAUCAAAUAAAUGGUUUGAGGUAGGAAUGUAUUGAAGCAGCUGAGAGCGGAGGGUCUGCAGGCGUCUUUCUAGUUCCUCAGUUCUUAUCAGGAUUCCUUUAUUUGAAUCUCUCCAACAUUUGAACACACGGGUUAUAAACUGCACAGAAACGGUGCUUUAUAAUUACCUGAGCCUUGCAGGGUUUGUAAUUCAUCAGAUACAUUACAAACUCUUUGUUGUAUGUGAGGGAGGGGUGUCAAAAGUAAAACACUUCUUCAGGGAGUGCAGCUCUAGUCUGCAUGGUUAGUCUGGCUCAAUGUAAGAAAGAAACAAGAAUCACUUUAUUGUGUUUUGGUCAGUUUAUGAAACUUUUUUUUGUCUUUGAUUUGUCAAAGACACAAAUGUCACAUGUUGAUUCUAAGUCCUUGGAGGGCGGCAGCCAUAUUUAUAUGUAUUUUAAAAUGUGCCACAUUUUAGAAAUAUUUUUUAAACACUUUAAAACUGGAGGAACGAUAAAGCAGGAAGUACCUGAUUGAAAACACAACAGUUCACUUGAAGGUAUUUUAAAGACAGAUUUCACUCAGAACUGAAACUAAACUUUAUGACCUACUUUAGGGUUUAGGGUUAGAGGGUUAGAGAGUUAGAGUUUAGGGUUAGGGUUAGGGUUAGAGAGUUAGAGUUUAGGAGGGGUUAGGGUUAGGGUUAGACUGACAUUAGCACUUACUCAGAUACCCCUCCUGCUUUAACCGCCUGCAGUUCAAACAUCCACGCCCUAAGCAGCUUUUCAAGUAAACCCUGUCCACACAAACAGGUAGACAUUGAAAAGUUGUCCUUUCCUGUUCAAGACAAUAAGAUUCAUCUAGUCCCACAAAGCACAAAGAGCUAAAGACGACGCAGUCUCAAGGAUGAACUGAUGGAUAUUUACUGACUCUUGGUCUACUUCCCGUCUCUGCUGUUGUGGUUUGUUGCCAUGCGCCUUUUGCACUAACACUUUCACCUCCUCUCCUUGAUCACCUCUGAAGUAUUGUCUGAAUAUCUGAGGGUCAUAACCGGCCUCUCUAUCUUAGAGUUUGGAGCUGACAUUCAUUUCUUUGCUUUUAAAGUUGACAGAGCUGUUAGUCUGUGUUCUGCUAAUGCUAACGGGUAACCAGGACUCUGCUAAACACAAAAAUGUUUCCUCUGUAAAAAUAGAUUUUAUUUGACAGAAAACUAGACUCCUUUGUCCCUGAUGAUGGGGAUGUCAUAAUGCUGAGAUAUUUUCCUCACCUUUGCCAAACUGUGUCUCGCUGCAUGUGACGGUGUCUUCUUCAUCGUUGGUGCUACAAGCUGCAGGGCUGAGCACCGCCUUUGGCUCACUCUGUUUUCACUGAUGGUCAAAAACAGUCGUUCUGUGGACAGCUGUGUGUGUUUGUGUAAAUGUCCUUUUCUUCUUCCGUCCUUUGACAAUGAGGUCUUCAUGUCAGUUAAAGGGAUGCCGAAACGUGUUCACACUGUUAAAAUUAUAAUUGUUGCAUGAUGGGAAAUUAGUUAAAGCACUUUUCCUCUAUCAGGAAGUGGUUUCACAAAGCUACAUGCUUGCUGCUACAGCUCCACCUUCAGGGGAAUUGAACGCAAGUGAGACUUAAAUGUGCCAAAAGGUACCAAAUCUCGGCCUCCCUUUAAGCGCCCGGCCUCAGAACUGAAACUAAUGAAAAGUUGCACUGUUUAAAAGUUAAAGAUGUAUGUUGUGAAUUUAUCGUUAUAAGAAUUGAAAAUGUUCUGCUUAAGGCUUGCACUCGCCUCAGAUUUAUUUUUUAAAUUAGCCAGAAUAAAACUCUUUGUUUAAAAAUAUUCAGUAGAGAGAUAGUAUGACAUAAGAGGGAAACACACUCUCUUGAACUGAUGAACUUCAGAGACAGUUGAAAGCAACGUUUCACUCGAUUAGCAACGUCUUCAUGACAACAAUGGUGCCAAGGCAUCAGAUUGAAGGGUUAACUGACACUUCACUUUGGACUUGUUGGUCCUGACUCAGGAUCAGCUGGCCAUCAUGGACUAAAAACUGGACUUGUUUGUCUUGACAUGGAACUCGUCCUUGAAGUGGACUUGUUUUCAGAUUGGGAUUUGAUGUUGGUCACUUUGGACUUAUUGAUCUCUACCUUUUGUUUGCGUGCUUGACAAGUUGUUCGGAAUUACUGAGCCUUACUCGUGUGUAGUGCGAGCAGCACUCAGGGCAAAGUUGCCUUUAGGUUGUUCUUAAAGUUGCCUUGUUGUCGAAAGAGGUCUGACGCCUUGUUCUGAGUCAUCAGCCAUCAGAAGUCAGAGUUGUAACAAUCAUCCAACAGGCAGAUCCCAGUGAAAUGUUGCUUUUUACUUGUUGGUUAGUUGAGCAUGAAAGAUGUGUUUCCUGUGCAGGACCUGCUGGGCUUCACUGGGCCAACAUGGAAACAAUGAGAAGUUCUGGAUAUAUAAAGAUGAUGUGAAAAAGAUGUGACUCGGGAAUGCUUCACUGCAAGUCAUUCACAUCGACAAAUUCUGCACCAUGGUGGAAGUCGAUAUCAGAAAGGAGUGGGUUCAUUGAAAGUCAAAGAUGGGAUUUGGCGAGCUAACUGGCCUGACUGGGCAAUGCUGACAUGUAGAGUUCACUAAAGGAAUAUUUAAUAAAAGUUUAUGGAAAGUCUGGAAGAUUAUCUGAACUGUGAAAGUUUGAAAGUAAGUUGGUGUUUAACGUGAGUCGGGUAGCAGGAAGCCCCAUUGAAGUGGCUGGUGGACACGUAUAGAGUUACCUUUAGAAUCGGUUUUAUUUAUUGGUUUGAAACUGAUCUGCAACACAACAGAGCUCAAGAUCCAUCAGGAAACCUUUGAAUUGGUUACAGGAGUCAGUGAUGGGACACGGUCAGCUGAUUGGCCUGAGUAGACUUUUUGGCUGAGACUGUUUAAGUUUAGCAACAUUGGGAAAGCUUUUGUUUUAGAAGCAGUUUGGGGAAAAGUUUAGAGUGAGUCCAAUACAUUUUUCAGAUUGUCGGCACUCUGCAGGUCAGGAUCCAAAAGGAUGAAAACAUUUUUCAUGGGAAGUCGGAGACAUCAGGAGGCCCCAGUUUGAGUUUGUUGUAGCCCACUUCCUGGGCUAAUUUUGCCAGCUGAACACUAAGAAACUGUGUGCAAAGGUUUGGUAAAGGCUGUUCUAUGAAAGCGAGUCAAAGGAGUUUGAGAAUAGUUAAGAGCAAGACCAUGAAGGCAAGAAAAGCCUGUUUGGCCCUUGACCUUGGUUAACUUAACGUGGCAUGUUUCUGGCGUCUUUAUCUUGAGAAGAAUCGACAGCUCAGAUCUAGAUCUAAAAUAAAUCAGAGAAAUGGCUCAUUGUAAGUUGGGGAUGGUUUAGUUGAUGGUACAUGGGAGGUCAGAGAAGGACUUACUGAUUGCUGGAAUUCCUUGUCGGCUGUAUAAGAAGAUGGGAAAGGGGUCUAAAGAAGUAUUAUCCCUCGUAUUAAGUCGGAGUCAGCCUGGAAUUCAGUGUGGCCCUCCUCCUCCUAGACUGCCUGAGCCUACUGGACUUAGUUACACUAUGCAAUGAGUGGCUCAGUUUGACUUUUGAACCAGGAUAAACCAGGUCAAGCAACAAAAAGGAAUCCAUGGAGCCCAUUUUGGCUGGUAAUGCUAAAAUUCACUGUAGACUCAAGUACAGAAGUAUUUUUCUUGUAGGUUAGAGAAUACCCAGUCUAACCCUAACCCUAACGUAACCUUCAAAGUUUGUGAUAAUUUUGAAAAGGCACGUAAAGGUCUGCAGCACUGUUGAAGUCUAGAAGUAUUCUUUGUCCAGGGAGGCGAGAACACCCGGUUUGGCUGUGAGAACUACACAUUUGGAUUCCUUCAUUGUCGUGUCUUGAAGAAGCCUAAAGAUUAGCAGUACUUGCUGGACAUGUUGAGUUCCCUGCAGGCUGUGCAAAAAGAACCAAAGAGGGUUUAUAAGGAAUUCUGGACCAGUUUGUGACCUCACUGACACAAUUGGGACCCGUUUAGACCUGUAUUAGGAGCCCAGGUUUUGAAGACGUAAGGGGUUAUGAAUCUUUCACUGUGGAGUCGUGUUGCUCAAAAACACAAAACUAGAAACGGGUCAGAUAAUCAAAGAUUAGAAGAUCGGGAUGCGGGUAGCGGUGCCUUGACCUUAAAGGAUCAGUCAUGGUAAUAUAACCUUCUCUGAUGUCACUUCCUGUACUGGAUCUGUCGGUUACAGCAUAAACUUAUAGUUAAAUCAAAGUUUUCUAAUUGAAACGUCGAUUGAAGGACGUUAUAAUGAAGCUUAGAGCAGCUUUAAGUGGUUUAGACCUCUAGAGAACUGGACAUCUCUGAACUCCUCCAGGAAGCUCCGCCUCUUCUCAUGGUCAGACCGACCUUAGCUGAGUAGGAAUUCUUUUAUCAGUUCUCACUUCAUUAAUUUGUUAUUUCAGUGUUAACACUCUAAAGGGAAAUCAUUAUAUCAGUUAUUACCAUAACGACGUCCUGAGCGCAGCGUGGAGCUGAAUCGACGGUUCAGGUGACGAGAUGACGAGAUGUUUGUACGAGUGAGCUGAUCCUGGUCAAACACUGCAGUCUUUGUGAUGAAGAUGAUGAUGAUGGUGAUGAUGAUGAUGAUGAUGAUGAUGAUGAUGGUGAAGAAGAUGAUGAUGGUUAACCCUUGAGUUUAAACUCGCUCUGUUUCCUGUCAGACUCUGAGCUCUAUGAUUCCCUGAAUGUAACAAAUUAUUGACUUAAAGACGGUUAGGAUGAGACUUUUCUUUGCCCUGAGUGAAGCCUUCCAGGUGCUGCUUCCUGUUUGACUAGAACUCUGGGUAAUGAAGUCCUCAGUGGAUGAGAGCGUGAGCAGAACAUUUAGAGCUCUGCUGCCAUUUUCUGUUCACAAGGUGCAAAAGAAGAACUGCAAUCACGUCGUCUGCCAUCCAAAAUGUUACUUUGUUCUUGUCUGUUGUCGCUCCUUCAGUCGGUUGUACAGUUUGUGAUUAAUACUGUUGCUAUGGAGAUCAUUUUAAGUGUCUUUGCUUUCUGGAAGAUGCUGUCAGCUUCCUGCAUGGUUUUCCUGUGACUGUAAAAUAUGAACUUAAAGUUUGUUUGUUUUUCUUUCUCCGUGACUUGUUAGCUUUUGUGUUGUUGUUUUUUUUUUUUGCACUUUAAAAAUGAGAUUUUAAAAGUGGGUUUGACAGCGAUUUAAAGAAAAAAAUGAAUCUUCUCUUUGUGUUCUUUGAUUUUGAAGAUAAUCAGUGAAAUGCACCUUUAUGUUGUCUGUGUGAGUUUGAACUUCAGCCCCUCUUUGUUUGUUUGUUUGUUUGUUUUUUGUUAUGAAGCGAAACAGAAACGUGUCAGAGGACAGAAGAACAUUAAUGUGAAUCUAUUUUCCUACGCUGACUGGAAUAAAGAACGAGACGUUCACUGGCAGAA
Labrus mixtus (cuckoo wrasse) is the source of this 8347-nucleotide messenger RNA. It is a transcript of the gene rfx5, whose product is annotated as regulatory factor X, 5. The record is from RefSeq and is a predicted model, not a curated record. The coding region runs from base 111 to 2132 and encodes 673 amino acids. NCBI's taxonomy places the organism in Eukaryota, Metazoa, Chordata, Actinopteri, Labriformes, Labridae. The transcript is spliced from 12 exons. Gene Ontology annotation, biological process: regulation of transcription by RNA polymerase II. Gene Ontology annotation, molecular function: RNA polymerase II cis-regulatory region sequence-specific DNA binding; DNA-binding transcription factor activity, RNA polymerase II-specific.